CGUCAGCUGGUCACUGAAAAUCUCUUUACAUUUAGGAAAAAAGAUAUCGAGUGCUCGCGUACCUAAUAUCGGCUCUAGGACCAAUUGUGAGUUCUAUUAAGCUAUAAUGCCGGGCGCCAGGCAUAAAAUCCUGGGUCAUGUCCUAUCAGGAUUUUGUCACAAAAUGAACAGACGUAAGCCUCUGUAUGGAGAUUGCCUAGAUACACCUCUGAACAGAUGUCUCACUACGUUUGAUAUCACCUUAUUAGGUAUUGGACAUAUGGUAGGAGCUGGAAUUUACGUUUUAACAGGAACAGUAGCAAAGAACAUGGCAGGGCCAGCGACUGCGCUCAGUUUUCUUUUAGCUGGUAUAACUUCGACACUAGCUGCUCUUUGUUACGCGGAAUUUGGAACUAGGAUACCUAGAGCGGGGAGUGCUUACGCAUAUACGUAUGUUAGCAUUGGAGAAUUUUGGGCCUUUAUUAUUGGAUGGAACAUUGUGCUUGAAUACAUGAUUGGUGCUGCUUCAGUCGCUCGGGCUUCAUCGGGUUACCUUGACGCUCUAUUACACGGAGCCAUUAGUAACGCUACAACAUCAGUGACGGGCGAGCUACACGAAACUCUUUUAAGCAAAUAUCCCGAUAUUUUAGCAUUUCUUAUUUGUAUCAUAGCUUCCCUUAUUCUCGCCGUAGGCGUAAAAACAUCAGCGUAUAUAAAUAACGGUCUGACUAUCUUAAAUCUCAUUGUCAUAUCUCUUGUUAUUUUCCUAGGUUUCUUCUACGCAGAUCUUAGCAACUGGUCUGACAUUCACGGUGGUUUCAUGCCAUAUGGUAUAAGUGGAGUUCUAACCGGUGCUGCUACUUGUUUCUAUGCAUUUGUCGGUUUCGAUAGCAUUUCAGCGUCUAGUGAAGAGGCAAAAGAUCCCACUCGAUCCAUUCCGACAGCUACUAUUUUAUCUAUGGGUGUAGUUGGCAUCGGGUACAUUCUUGUUGCCCUUGCUCUUACACUUAUGGUACCCUAUACACAAAUUGACGUUGAUGCCGCCUUGCCAAAAGCUUUUGAAGCCGUUCAUGCUAAUUGGGCUAAAUAUGCAGUGGCUGUUGGCGCCAUUUGCGGAAUGACCACCACGUUAUUAGGAUCUCUGUUUUCCCUACCUCGAUGUCUCUAUGCGAUGUCGGCUGAUGGUUUGUUGUUCGGUUUUCUUAGCGAUAUGAGUAACAAAUCGCAAAUACCAGUUUCCAACCUUAUUAUAUCAGGAAUCUCAUCUGCUUUGAUUGCUCUUCUGUUUGAUUUAGAGAAACUUGUAGAGUUUAUGUCUAUUGGUACAUUAUUAGCGUACACUAUAGUGAGUGCUGCUGUUAUAAUCCUUCGAUAUAGACCAGCACCUCCAACUGAAGACAAAGACUUCGGUAUUCCUCAACUAGAAUCUCCAGGAGAUCGUGAAGACAGUUCGGCAACGGGAACGCCUGGAACAGAUGCUGGAUCUUCUUCAUCAGAGAUGUUCGAAGCACUAACAGUUGGCCGUCUCCGACCACAAUAUGCCUGGCUGGAACCACUAGUAGGGGGCAGAUCUCCUGGCACUGCAGUUACCAGCUGUGUCUAUGUGUUCACUGUUGCUACUGCCAUACUAAGCGCCCAUAAUCGUCUCGCUGAACAUAAAUUAGUGAUGUGGACAAUAAUACCCGAUGUUGUGCUGAGCCUAAUUAUAAUUGGAUGCCUCUUCAUUAUUUGGGCCCAUCAACAGAGUCCAAUUCGUCUACCAUUCCGGGUGCCAUAUGUCCCGCUUCUACCAGCCGCCAGUGUCAUGCUCAACGUUGAACUUAUGAUAAACCUUAACAUUCUAACUUGGGCGAGAUUCGCUAUCUGGAUGACAAUUGGUCUCCUACUAUACUUCUUGUACGGAAUCCAUCACAGCAAACUAGGCGAGGGUGUGACCGGUCUUUUAUCUCGCUCCUAUAGCGGAAACCAUACUGGUUGGGGCGCAGUGGACAAAACAAGCACUUUAGCCCGGCGUGUGGGCAGAUUAGGACGAGGCAGCCGCAGUGACGACCGCAAACCAAUUAUUUGUGACGACGAACUCGCAAGACGGGAGCCGUGAUUUUAAAUGGACGUUGAAACUGGUUGGGAUUUCAAAUUGAGACCAGGAUUUCAUUAGUUUGGUAUCUAGGUAACACUGAAAAUCUUUAGAAAAUGAAAAACAGCUUCAUGUAGAAAGUUGCCAAUACUUUUAUUGUUUUUCGAAGACAUCUUCGUUCCUCUCUUCACAUCGUCGCAUUCGAUGGAAACACUGAGAAAAGUAGUGGGCCCAUUCUUCCUUAGGGGUCUCUUCUAUGGCAUUUUCGUACGCUUUCACCGCAUCUGUAGGGCUCGUAAAGCUAAUAUCUCGAAUUUUUUUUUCUUUUCUUGAGUAUAAAUGAGUCACAGGGUCCAGGUCAGGACAGUAUGGCGGAUGACUCAUUCACAUCUCGACGCCUGCCAUAGUCAAAUAUACACCAGUCCAUACGAAGGCAUUUUUGGUCGUCGGUUAAAGUAUGGGGAAUCCAUCUGGUACAAAGCUUCCUGACGCCUAAAUGUUUGUGUAAUAUUUUUGACCUUUAUUCACACCAAUGCCCAGGCUUGCCCGUAUCUGCUGAUGGAUCACUCUCUUAUCUUCCUCUAUCAUGGGUCGCACAUCGCACAGCACUGAUGUUAUCUUUAGUAGUCGCUGUUAAAGGACGUCCCUCACGCGCAUCAU
Pieris brassicae (large cabbage white) is the source of this 2713-nucleotide messenger RNA. Its product is annotated as cationic amino acid transporter 4. The record is from RefSeq and is a predicted model, not a curated record. Gene Ontology annotation, molecular function: amino acid transmembrane transporter activity. The transcript is spliced from 6 exons. Bases 107 to 2077 code for a protein of 656 amino acids. Gene Ontology annotation, biological process: transmembrane transport; amino acid transport. Lineage: Eukaryota; Metazoa; Arthropoda; Insecta; Lepidoptera; Pieridae. Gene Ontology annotation, cellular component: plasma membrane.